AAAUUUGCAUAAAGGAAGGAAGCAAGGAAUCGAUAGGGCGGAGGCAGCAGCAGACUUGUCCUUGUCCGGCUCCAACAACAAGUGCACCAAAAUCCCCCUCCAAUCCAAUAUAUUAUCGAUCGAUCGGAUACGUCCAUCCAUGGUGUCGUGUCCAGCGAGCAAGGAAGCCGCAGCCAUGGCAACGGAGGGGGAAGAGACCGCGACCACGACGGCGGCGGCGGAGAAGACGUUCCUGGUGCAGAGCGAGGACGGCAUGGAAUUGUUGGUGUCCGAAUCGGAGGCGAGCCAAUCCAUGACCAUCGACGGCGAGACCGUCUGCUACGACGGCGAGCCCAUCUACGUCAACGUCGACGGAGAAACCCUCUCCAAGGUCUUGCACUACUGCAAGAAGCACGCCGCCGCCGGCGACCACGACGACCUCCUCAGCGCCUGGGACGCGGAGCUCGUCCGCGGCGUCGACCUCGAGACCCUCUACGAUCUCAUCCUCGCCUCGAAGCAGCUGGAGGUCCGAGGCCUCCUGGACCUGGCCUGCGGGGCCGUCGCCGGCAGGAUCAAGGGCAGGUCGCCCCGGGAGAUCUGCCACCUCCUCGACAUCAGGGGCGUCUUCUUCCCCGACUUCCACCAGCAGCUCUCGUCGGCGAGAAGUGGGUCUCGCUCGUCUGAGUCGACAGCUCGAGAGCUCAAGCUGACGGAGAAGGCGCUGCGGGCUCUGCACGUGGUCCGUGUCCACGAGUUCACCUCGUACGAGCCCAAGCAGGACUACCACGUGUGCUAUCGCUUCCACCACGAGUUCAACACGGCCUUGUUCGACUACCACAAAGAGACUCGCUUCUGCCGUGGCCCGCCGCUCUGCAAGAGAAGACCGGCGCGAGAGUCGCUCGUGGGAGCAUGUCUCAACAUCAUAUCCUUGAAGGUGCGCGAGUCGGACGUCGGCUUCCCGAUCAACGUGUUUGGCACCGUCGUCGCAAGGGACUCGGUGGACUAUAGAUGCGUCUAUCUCUUUAGGCGUGACAGGGACGAUCCCCAACUCAUCACCUCGCCGGAUGAUGUGUUAUCUUUGUCGGACCCAUGUCGAGCGCUAGUUCCGCGGAGUAGGGUUCAUUUCGAGAUCGAUUUGAAGAUCAAGUGCGAUGGAGGGGCGGAUCAAGUUUUUAGCAAAGGCUUGGAAGAAUUCGAUUCGGUCCGCCUCGCUACAGGAAAGGAGACCAUGACCCUCGGUCUAGAGAGUUAUCUGAGUAGGCUGGAGUUGUCAUGUGUGCAGGUUUACACACCCGUGGAAGCCACCUUUGCCAUCAACGUUCUAAAGGGCCCGUGUAAUAUCUCGAGAGCAGUCGUUGCGACCCGUGGAAACUUUAGGGAUCGUAGAAUCCUAUACGAAGCAACGGACAACCAUAUAGUGAUCGGUGACGGUGGCUCCGUUCCGUUGACUCGGCGUGUGGUAGCCGUCCCACGGGAUCAGAAGCUGGCGCUCUUUCUUGUCGGUGGCGACGAUGUAGUACUUGGACACCUUGCCCUCACUCUAGGCCAUUCCGACGAAGUGGUCAAUCGUAAGAUGGGUUGCGCUGAGCUUGAGGUGAAAGUUGCUUGGACGGCUGUCCCGAGAAGAAAAAGACCUAACAUGUUUAAAGAGGUCGGAGAUGUGCGGCUCUUGCUGUGAUAAUAGCUUUUGUAUGGUGCAGUGGUGUAUCUCUACCAAAAUGCAAGGAGCUGUUUUUGUUUAGGACUAACAGUUAUAUGAUUAAUGUAUGAUUUUUAUCUGAUGAAU
Molecule: messenger RNA, 1765 nt
Organism: Aegilops tauschii subsp. strangulata
Lineage: Eukaryota; Viridiplantae; Streptophyta; Magnoliopsida; Poales; Poaceae
Source: RefSeq, a predicted model, not a curated record